AUCACUGAUCACUUUGGAAAAUGGGUUGCUGCCUGCUGAUUGCUGGGCGGUUGCUUCAAAGUGUUAUCAGCUCGUUGAAAAUGAAACUUUUUAUAUAACACGACGCCUGUUAAUAUUAUUCGAUGAAAUUUGUACAAAAUGGACAGGGAUUUUCUUUUGGCCAGGCAAUUACAAAAGGAAGAACACAAAGCUUUGAAACAUACAAAUAAGCCAGAAUCAACGCAAAAGAAAUCAAUAUCCAUUGUGGACCCAGAAUGGGAAAACAUCGAUCCUACGCCCAAUAUAUAUAACUUAUUUCAAAUAUUCGACAAAAAAUACUUCUGGAAUUCUCUCGGGAGUGUUGAAGUGAAAUGGAGCCCGAGGAUGUACAGUUGUGCUGGAAUAUGCACUUACAAGGGCAAAAGAGGUGGUUGUGUUAUCAGUUUGAGCUUGCCUUUAUUGAAACUUCGUCCGAGAAAAGAUUUAGUGGAAACACUCUUGCAUGAAAUGAUCCAUGCUUAUCUGUUUCUUACAAAGAACAAUAGGGACCGAGACGGUCAUGGGCCUGAAUUUCAAAAACACAUGAACAGGAUCAAUAAAGAGUCUGGGACACACAUAACGAUCUACCAUUCAUUUCAUGAUGAAGUACGUGUGUAUAAAACCCAUUGGUGGCGUUGUGAUGGUGUUUGCCGAGACCAGAAGCCAUUUUAUGGCAUGGUCAAAAGGUCAAUGAACAGAGCUCCUGGGCCAAACGAUUUCUGGUUUGCAGACCACCAAGCUCGAUGUGGCGGGAAAUUUAUCAAAAUAAAAGAACCAGAGGGAUUUAAAUCAAGAAAUAAAAAAUCAAAACUAAAUCAAGAUGAUACUUUGGGCCAGAAGACUAUAGAUAAGUUUCUUAGUAAUAAUAAAAACUUGCCAAUUAAGGACAAUGUCACAAACAAAAUCCAUAGUUUCAGUAGUACAGCCGAUAAGGGAGUUGAGCAAGAAAAAGCCUCAAAAAGUCCUAUUGUUCCAUUUUCCGGUGUUGGGCAUGUACUAACCUCUUCGACUGCACCUGCGGACAGAUCGAAAAGCAAGCUGCUACAAUUAUUUGGAAAUCAGGCCAAGAGGGUGAAACUAAACAACGGCAAUCCUUUAAAAGUUAUCGAUCUUACUGCGACCCCAAGCACGUCGAAUGGCAAGAAACUCAACUGCCCUGUUUGCAACGAGCCAGUUGAAAGUACAGUCAUGAAUGAACAUCUCGACCUUUGUGCUCAAUUGGACUCAGUUUUCGAAACAUCGAAGUUUGAAUUGAGUGAUGAUGAUGACAUUGUAGAAGUGGAGAACUUUGACACUAAAUGCCCAAUAUGCAAUGCCAGCCUAAACCCAGAUGGUGUUAACGAACAUUUGGAUAUAUGCAUUGGUGUAAAUGAAACUAUAAACAAUUCUUAUGGAAUUAAUGAUUUGAGAGAAGAUCAUAUUGUAGAAUGCCCAUGUUGUGGACAUAAAUGUCCCAUGAAUUCAAUAAACGAACAUAUUGAUGCAUGUUUAAAAUAAGUGCCUAUUUAAUGACUGUGAUUUUUUUCUUGUAGUAUAUAUAUGUAUGAUAAAUGCUUUUUGUACUGUAUUGUUCAAUAAAAAUAUAUUGACCAGU
Molecule: messenger RNA, 1612 nt
Organism: Cimex lectularius (bed bug)
Lineage: Eukaryota; Metazoa; Arthropoda; Insecta; Hemiptera; Cimicidae
Gene: mh
Product: sprT-like domain-containing protein Spartan
Exons: 7
Coding region: 139-1515 (458 amino acids)
Biological process (GO): DNA repair
Cellular component (GO): nucleus
Molecular function (GO): metalloendopeptidase activity; polyubiquitin modification-dependent protein binding; single-stranded DNA binding
Source: RefSeq, a predicted model, not a curated record